CUGAAAGUUUCUGCAAACAGCCGCUCAGAAGUUCAUGUGGGAAUCAAGUUGGAGUGAAAUCUGCGUUUUAGAGAAUCUUCGUGAUGGCGAAGCGAACAGGAAGACUGAAGAACCAGCUGCCGACUUGCUAUUAUGAAGGAUAUCUGGAGAAGAGGUCGUUUAAAGACAAGACGUCCAGGAAACUGUGGACGUGUCUUUGUGGAAACACGCUUUUCUUCUUCAACGAUAAGAGAGACAGCGAUUACGUAGAGAAAAUGGAUCUCAGAGGACUGAUCUCAAUAACAGACGACAGCAGCCAGGACCGGAACUUAGACGCAGCCAGACUCAACGUCCAGAUGAAGGAUGAGAACAUUAAAUUCACUGCCCCAAACGCAGAAGCUCGUGAGCUUUGGAAGGGUUAUAUCAACUCUGUGGCAAAGCUGUCUGUGCCCACCUCCCUCAACCUGCUGCCUGGUCAGAUCCACAUGCUGAAGGAGGCUGUAGAAAAUGAGAGAGAAAGGCAGAAAAGCGCUCCCCAACCUCCUCCUCCUCCUCCUGCCGCCAGCUGCUCUCCUUACGUCACCCCUCAGCCAGACAUGCCAGCCUGUUAUCACGCCGUGUCACGCCUGGAGGCAGAGCUGCUGCUGGACAGAGAAGCCAAGAGAGGAAACCUGCUGCUGAGGCCUGGAAGUAGCGGGAACUCUUUCGCAGUCUCCACCAGGCAGGAUCAUGACGGUCCUGUAUUCAGACACUACCGGCUGACUCGUAAUCCUGAAGGAGGCUUCAUCAUCGACGUGGACAAUCCUGUCCACUGUGACACCCUGUAUGAGGUGAUCGACUACUUAGUGGAGAAAACUGACAGAGUUUUGAUCCCCCUCAUCAUCGAGGAAGCGUACGAGAAGAACAUCUCUUUUAUUCAGUCUGAUAAAGAAAAUGGAGAACAGAAGGUUGUCGUCCCGCCAACUCUUCCUCCUAAACCAGUUGCUAUAAAAAUACCACAUCGUGAGCCAGAGCCGGAACCAGAUCCAAUCAUAGAGGAAAACAUCUAUCUGAAUGAUGAGUUUGAAGAAGAAAAGGGGGAGGAGGAGGAGGAUUCCUCGCCUGCUCCGCUGCCACCAGAGAACAAACCCCAGAAGAAGCCGCUGAUGCCUCCGAUCGCUGCUCCUCGAAGGUCACUCAACGCUGCAACACCUUCCUCCACCGCCUCGUCCACAAACACAGAUCCCAGGAUGAGAUCAGACACAGACCCUUACAAACACAUGCCUCUUGCAACAAUAUCAGAGCUGAAGCUGAAGUUCGAACAAAGGGCGAAGACUCAGCAGUGACAUCUUCUGGUUGGAUCCUCUUAAAGCCAUCUGUGAAAAAGUGCCAGAGCAGAGCAGGGCAAAGCAAAGCAGAGCCGCUGUCCAGUUUAUCGCUGGAAGAUGCAGGAAGGAGCAGAGACGAGUUUGUUUCCACACUGAUAACAUCCUCCUCCUUGGCCUCGAGGCUCGGCUGCUCCUCGUCGGUUUGCUGUCAGCAGCAAAGCCUCUCUGAAGAUUAACGCCGCAUCGAUCCGCCCUCUUCUUGGACGCUCAUUAGCAGAUUGAUUGACUGUAAAGGAGGAUGUUAACGUCACAUUAUCUGUGCCGUGUUUCUCUUGUACAUUUUGCACAUUUGCCACCGACUGUGGUUCUUUAUCAGAUUCAGUAUCAGUGUUUUUUUCAGUUUAUUUUUUCUGUUAAAGUUUAUAUUAGAAGGCUAAAUUUGUUCUGCCUUACAGACGUGAUGUUCAUAUACACUUUACAUGUAUAAAUAUAUAUAUAUAUAUAUAUAUGUGUAGAGAGAGAACACAAAGUAUUACUGCUUCUCCACAGUGAUUCAAACCCUUGAUGGAAGAAAAAACAGAACUUACAGUUGAACUAUUUUACCUCUUGUAUGUGAAUGUAUUGUAUAUAGUUGUUCAGUGAAUCUGCUGCAUAUUACGUGCCAUGAAAACCGUAAAUGAAGUCCCGUACUUUGUCUGUUUU
Acanthochromis polyacanthus (spiny chromis) is the source of this 1988-nucleotide messenger RNA. RefSeq names its product signal-transducing adaptor protein 1-like. The record is from RefSeq and is a predicted model, not a curated record. The transcript is spliced from 13 exons. Gene Ontology annotation, molecular function: signaling adaptor activity. Bases 84 to 1304 code for a protein of 406 amino acids. NCBI's taxonomy places the organism in Eukaryota, Metazoa, Chordata, Actinopteri, Pomacentridae.